Molecule: messenger RNA, 6937 nt
Organism: Meriones unguiculatus (Mongolian gerbil)
Lineage: Eukaryota; Metazoa; Chordata; Mammalia; Rodentia; Muridae
Gene: Galr3
Product: galanin receptor 3
Exons: 3
Coding region: 3240-4346 (368 amino acids)
Biological process (GO): negative regulation of adenylate cyclase activity; neuropeptide signaling pathway; adenylate cyclase-modulating G protein-coupled receptor signaling pathway
Cellular component (GO): membrane
Molecular function (GO): galanin receptor activity
Source: RefSeq, a predicted model, not a curated record
GAUCCUGUGUCUGGGGCCAGCAUCUGGUACAGCCGGGUUCUGUGCUGCUAUGCAUGGCAGUGGAGAGCCAGCCCUGUGGACCUUUUCCGCAACUAACCUUGGUGGACACCUUGUCUCCUCUACCCCAUCCUAAGGUCAAAACAUAACUGUUUUGAGUUCCUGGGAGGAAAGGGCAAAGGAUUCAGUUCCCAGAGAGAAGAAAGCAGGUCACCACUGAAGAACAUCUAAGUUUUGUUUGACAGAGCUCUUUGUCCCCAGCUCCGCAGCCUUAGGUCCCUGUCCAUGUCCCAGUUUACCCCAUUUUAGAAAGCUGCUGUUCCAUGGGAGCCACCCCUUUCUGUCUCUGGUUCCCAAGCUGAUAGUCUGAUGGUCAGCCGCCAGGGGGCGCAGCGCAUUCACACUCCCUCCGCAGCCUGCCCUGCCUCCUCAGCCGGGGACCUUGGACCAGGCUGUGGGGCAACCCUCAGGCAAGACCAGAAGGGCUGGUUUGCUGCUGCCAAGGCCUUGUCCUUUGUCUUCCCACCCACAACCAUCCCGACUGCUGCUCCAUUACUCCAUUACUGUAGGUGUCGGCCUCCUCCUCCUGCUGACCUGGUUUUGCAUCGGACACUUCCAGAGGGGAGGGAGGGGAUCUCUGCUCUUAGGCUCAGCCUGCCAGGCCACUGAAUGCUGCUGCAGGCUCAGUGUGGUGGUGUGGCCUUGGGAUUCAACUUAAUUUGCUUGAAGUAGAAACUGAAGACAAAAGGCGCUUGCUUUUUCAUGAAAAACAGGAAGGGAUGCCCAUGCCUCUACCUCCAGCUCAUCUGUCUGGUGCCAGAACAUCUCGGGAGGGACAGUCAGAGCACACUCUAACCUAACCUCACAGAUUCUUAAAGCUGGGGUCCUGGGAAUCCCCUGUCAUGCUGCAAGGGUUGCAGACUGGUAGGUGGCAGCUAUGGCUUUGUCAAGGGCAGUACCACCUGCAGGCCACCACCAUCAGGUAGAGACCAGCCGGUGCCAGGUACCCCAGCAGCAGCUUGGGGAGCAAGAGUAGCCGCUAGGUGGUGUGUGUGGCAGACUCAGCCAGGACAAGAACAUCAGGCCCAGGUCCACCCACACCUAUGUGAGGCUGCAGGAAUGGUCCACCCAUCCCAUGGCACAGCACAAGAGCCACCGCCUCCACUGCUGCUGACAUUGUUUUCCGGGAGGCAGUUCCUAGAGCGGCUGCACCGUGACCUCCUGCACCAGUUGGCCAUGGUGUUACUCUGUGCUGUCAAGCAGCUUGGGGCUCAGCGAGCCCGCCGAUCCAACUUUGGUUCUCUCUCUCGCCUUACAAUUCUUCAGCCAUCCAGAUGGGCUCCUAGGAGGUGCCCGGUAGGUGCAGCAGCCUCUUAGGGUGCAUGUGUGCCAGACUGGGCCCAAUAGUCUUUGGGCUCCUGUGACAAGCUGUAAGGCAUUGGAAGACCAGAGGAACAGCUGUGGAUCAACCAUAAGCCUUCUUGCUGAGUCCAGGGCCUGCUCCCAGGACACACUGUCCUUGUCCUCUGUAUCCAGCACGAGGGUUCAAGAUGGAGGCUGGCAGGGGGGAGGGGAGCAGGUGAUGGUAAGGACACCCUGGCCUGGAGCUCUAGCCAUGAUGGUCUGUCCUUCCUUCCUCUACUUGCCCUGGUACUCUGGAGCCCAACCCCAGGGAAGGAGGGGUCUGGAGGCCAGGUCAGUGGGCGUUUCCAAGGGGUUAAGAGAGGUCAUGGAAUUCAUCUGGGUCUGGGACUCAGGUAUGGAUAUGUGGGUUUGAAUAUGUGGGUUCACACUUCCGGAAGCCUUACUGCAUUGUCACCCAAGAUUUUAAAAAUCUCACACCAAGUCUAGAGACCUACAAGUGACCUGUGCAGGGAUCCCAAGAUCCCACCUUUCUGAUCCCGAGCUCCGAUGGUUCUGAAAAUCAGCUUUGUAGCUUCUAGGUCCGAUUCCUAAUAGCUUCGAUCCAGUGAGUCUCUGCAUGUGGGGUUGGCGACACUAGAGGGCCCCCUCAAGCCCUGGUAACUACACGGGGACCUCUCACAGGAACUGACCCUCCUAGCUCCGUGGAACCUCACACCCUUCUCUGAUGUACACUCCUCUCCCCUUCCCAAUUCGCUGCAUACUAGCUUCUGCCCUGCAUACAGUUGUCCAAGGUCCAACUUCUUGGUUGCAAAGUCUAGUGUCCCUCAGCUGCUCUACCCCUGGAAGUGGUCUGGCCAUAGACCGCUCCUCCAAGGUCUCAAGCCAGCCACCCAGCAACCUCUGGUGCCUGCCUGGGCUCUCAAGUGGACUAAGACCUCUCCGUUCUUUUUGGUUGUUGUUCAUUUUGCUUUUGAGACAGGGUUUCUCUGUGUAGCCUUGGCUGUUCUGAACUCGCUCUGUAGACCAGGCUGGCCCCAAACUCGCAGCUAUCUGCCUGCCUCUGCCUCCCAGAGUUCUGGGAUUAUAGGCAUGUGCCAUCACUCCUGGCUCCUCUCUGUUCUUUUAACUUUAGCAGUAACUAUUUACAAAAUGUAAAGGUGCAGGUCAUGGUCUCCCUCUAGAACCUUCUCUAGCUUCCCCAUGGUUUUCAGGUUAAACCAAGACCUGGUUUCCAGUAGAUGAAGCCCUUGAAACCAGCUUAGGGAAGGAAAUGGCUCUCUGGGGAUUCAUAGAAUGUGAAGCAUGGGUUCCUACCUGAAGUCCACAGCAAAGAGACUCUGGUCUUGAUUCCCCAGCCUCAGAAACUCCAUUUAAAACUAGAAAUCCUUUCUAAGCUUAGAUCAGAGUUCUACUUGGAGCAGGGGAAGCUAGGCAGUAGUGGGAGGAGUCACAGGCUGGGCCACAGGAGGUGGGAGGUUCCAGGAAUGGGCUGAGUACCGGGCAGGGAAGGGUUAACCACAAAGCCAAUCUCAUAGAGGGAGAUCAAUGGGUUACUGCCCGUGAAAGAGAGAAUGAGGUAGCAACAGACGCAGACAGGCAGAAAUGAGCCUGGCAGAAGAGCAUGCCACCCCGGGGAAAUCAGGGUCUGAGGAGGAGGUGGCCAGUCCUUUCGGGAGCAGUAGCAAGUGCUCCCAUCCAACUCAGCAGACAGCUGAAGGCAGAGGAGAGGAGGGGCCCUGAAGACGAAGAAGGAGAAAUAGCAAGCAGAGACGCACCUGCAGGGAGGCACCAGGGGCAGCGGCUGAGGCGAGAGGAAGCUCCAGCCUGGCCAUUCUACCAGGAGGCAUGCAGGGCCCCAGUGCCUAGGGCUGAGGAAGAUGGCUGACAUCCAAAACAUUUCGCUGGACAGCCCUGGGAGCGUAGGGGCUGUGGCGGUACCUGUAGUCUUUGCCCUCAUCUUCCUGUUGGGGAUGGUGGGCAAUGGGCUGGUGUUGGCCGUGCUGCUGCAGCCUGGCCCAAGCGCCUGGCAGGAGCCAGGCAGUACCACAGAUCUCUUCAUUCUCAACCUGGCGGUGGCCGACCUCUGCUUCCUCCUGUGCUGUGUGCCCUUCCAGGCGGCCAUCUACACACUGGACGCCUGGCUCUUUGGGGCUUUCGUGUGCAAGACGGUGCAUCUGCUCAUCUACCUCACCAUGUACGCCAGCAGCUUCACCCUGGCCGCAGUCUCAGUGGACAGGUACCUGGCGGUGCGACACCCGCUGCGCUCGCGGGCCCUGCGCACCCCGCGCAACGCGCGCGCCGCCGUGGGGUUGGUGUGGCUGCUGGCGGCGCUCUUCUCCGCGCCCUAUCUCAGCUACUACGGCACGGUGCGCUACGGCGCGCUCGAGCUCUGCGUGCCCGCCUGGGAGGACGCGCGGCGGCGCGCACUGGACGUGGCCACCUUCGCCGCCGGCUACCUGCUGCCGGUGGCGGUGGUGAGCCUGGCCUACGGGCGCACGCUGCGCUUCCUGUGGGCCGCCGUGGGCCCCGCGGGCGCGGCGGCGGCGGAGGCGCGGCGGCGGGCGACGGGCCGCGCGGGCCGGGCCAUGCUGGCGGUGGCCGCGCUCUACGCGCUGUGCUGGGGCCCCCACCACGCGCUCAUCCUCUGCUUCUGGUACGGCCGCUUCGCCUUCAGCCCGGCCACCUACGCCUGUCGCCUGGCCUCGCACUGCCUCGCCUACGCCAACUCCUGCCUCAACCCGCUCGUCUACUCGCUCGCCUCUCGCCACUUCCGCGCGCGCUUCCGCCGCCUGUGGCCCUGCGGCCGGCGCCGCCACCGCCACCACCGCGCCCACCGAGCCCUCCGGCGUAUCCAGCCGGCGUCCUCGGGCCCCGCAGCUUAUCCCGGCGACGCCAGGCCUCGCGGUUGGACUCUGGAGCCCAGAGGGAAUGCCCUGCGCGGUGUAGAGACUGGACUAGCCCUGGCCGCCCGCGGACCGCAAUAAACCCUGCCUGCCUGGACUCUGGCUGGCCGUCAGUCUGUCCUCUUGCCUGGAUGGCAGGAUGCUACCGAGGAGCGAGGAGCGUCUAGAGCAUGGCAGCCUGGCCAGACUCCGCUGCUGGGCAGAGGCAGAGUUGCAGUGACACGUGGGUGGUUAAAAUUGGCCCACCCGUCUAGACACGGUCUCAAGGCAGGCAGCCUCAGCCUGGGCCUGUGUCCAGAGCCGGUUGGGCAGAACAGUCAGUUCACCUGCCUGCACCUUCCAGGCCCUGUUUCUUCUCCCACCUCGGACUGACUGGCUUCUUUGGUCCCAAGCUCUGACCUGACUUAUGUAACUUUGUUUUGGUUUGGUUUGGUUUGGUUUGAGAGUAAGAUAAUACACAGAGGCAGAGAUUGAUUCAAGUAGUCCAGGAUGGCCUAGAACUAGCUAUUGUGGCCAAGGAUGACCACAAUGAACUCCUGAUCCUCCUGCUUCUAUGACCCAAGUUAUGGGAUGAUGGAUGCCCCUGAUUCCUGGCUUGUUCAAGCAGGGAAUAGUAAGAGCUAUUUCCUUAGCUCUUACUGUGUACCUCAUAGAAUGCCAUAUUCUUUAAUUAUCAAGACAGCUUUGUAAGGUAGAAGCAAUUAACCUUUUAGAAAAUCAAGGGUAAAUAGGUCACCUAGAGAGUGUUUGGUAGAGGCUGGGUCCAAAUCCGUGGCUGUGGAACAUUUUUUUGCACCGUGCCCUUUCUUCUGUUCCUUGAGACUUCUUCUUUUUCCAUUGGUUUAUUUAUUUAUGGAAUAUGGAACACUUCACGAAUUUCCAUGUCAUCCCAGGGCAAGGGCCAUGCCAAUCUUCUCUGUAUAGUUCCGGUCUUAGUCUACGUGCUGCCAAAGUGAGCGCCCAUUGGUUUAUUUUUAUCGUGUGUGUGUGUGUGUGUGUCUGUGAUGUGGGAAGCCAAACGUUUGUGAAUGGUAGGCAAACGCUCUACUUCUGUUAUAUCCCCAGCCUGGGUUCGCUAUCCCUUUACUUCUGAUUUGCAGCUCUUGUGCUCCCCACAUCUUAUUCCAUUCCCUAGAAGCCCAGAGCCUCCCAGAAAACCUCCCUUCAGAGUUCUGCUUGGCUACUGAGGCCGUGCAGCCAGAGGGACUUCCUGUAGCCAUGUGAUCUUGGGUUAGCCCCCUAGCCCCGACACCCUGCAUCAUUCCCUGAGCUCUUUGGUGUUCCUGGCUCACAAAAGACCCUGAACCUCACUUGGGCCCCAGCUGGCCUCCUGUGGGCCUUGAUUGCCUUACCUUCCCCACCCUCCCCCACUUUUCCUCUGCACACAGCUGAGGAAGUCCCUGGCUGUCGAAAAGAUUAAUUAACCAAUAAAUCAGUCUUGUUGGGUCCCAAGCUGCCUGCUUCCACCCUGCCUUCUCACGUCAAUAAUGUUGAUUAGCUUUGGAGCUCAAGUGUGCAGCCUAUUGCCUCUCCUAACACACCUCCUGUCUGCUGGGUGGAGGCGCCCGGGGAAGGGCUCCCCCUGUCAGGAGGCAGCUGUUUGCUGGUCAUUACACCUGCCACGUGCUGCUGACCCCAAGCCAGGGCAGCAAGAGGAAGCUGACGUCAGCCAGGGAAGCAGCGGCUUUCAGCCAAGCCCCCACCCACGGCCUGGUGUCUUCUGCCACUAUUCUGCUCAGGUUCCAGGGUCUGUGAGAACGUUCCCUGGACAGAGGACUAUGCUGCUGCCUCUGGGUAGCAUCCGUGGUGGCUGACACCACUUCUGUGUCCCACCCAGCACUGGGAGGCAAGGGAUGGUGUUGCCAUCUUCGGAAGAGAAACCUUGGCUGUAGGGAGGCAGGUAACAUGACCAGACACAGACAGAAAUGAGUGCGGAUGGUAACAUCAUAAAGCAACUGUGGCCUAGCCUGGUCUACAAAGUGAGUCCAGGACAGCUACGGCUACACAGAGAAACCCUGAAUAAAAAAACAAACAAACAAACAAAAAGCAAACAAGUGUUUACCAACCUCUGAGAGUAGAAUGUAGAGUCCCUUCACUGGCAUAUCAUUCUGUAUAUAAAUAAGAAGACAAGCCUUGAAAACAGGUAAUGAUAUGUAUAUUGUAUACCUCUGUUUACAUAAAAUGCCAAGAAUCAACAAUUUUAUAAAGACAAAGCAGGGCUUGCUGUUUGCUUAGGUCUGGGGGUGGUGGAGAGAGGGGGACGGAGUGCUGACGGAUACUGAGUUUCUUCCAGGGUUGAUGGAAAGUUCUCAGAUUAGAUCCCUAGGGCUGCAUACAGUUUAGUUGGUCAAGUGCUCGCCCUGGGUUCAGCCAAGCUGUGAGGUCACUCCCCAGAGGGCAGUAGCCCACAAGGGCUACUGUGAUGUAAUCUCACCACUUGGAAACUGGAUGCAGGAGAACCAGAAGUUCAAGAUCAGUGGGCCAGAUGUGAUGGUACACUCAGGCCAGAUAUGGCAAAUGCCUUUAACCCUAGCAAACGGGAGGCAGAGGCAGCAGGGUCUCUGUGAUUUUGAGGCAGGCUUGGUCUAUGCAGUGAGUUGCAGGCCAGAUAGGGGGUAGGGACAACCUGCCUCAAAAAAACCAAACCAAACCAUCCUUGCCUGUGUAGCAAG